Molecule: messenger RNA, 4357 nt
Organism: Neocloeon triangulifer
Lineage: Eukaryota; Metazoa; Arthropoda; Insecta; Ephemeroptera; Baetidae
Gene: CASK
Product: peripheral plasma membrane protein CASK
Exons: 21
Coding region: 232-3180 (982 amino acids)
Biological process (GO): protein phosphorylation; regulation of neurotransmitter secretion
Cellular component (GO): cell-cell junction; plasma membrane
Molecular function (GO): ATP binding; signaling receptor binding; protein kinase activity
Source: RefSeq, a predicted model, not a curated record
CCAAGCGUAAGAACGACGGCGAGCACCAAUUUUCGCAAAAUGUAAACCGAUUUCGGGGCGUGAAAAUCGGUACCGGGUGCCGCGAAGGGGCGUUUGGGGGUCGGUGUUUGGCCCUGGCAAACAAGCGACAGUCGGAGGGCGUGCCGAGGAGUCGAUCGAGAGAGGAGCAAUUGUGAAGAAGUCGAAGGCGGACAAAGAGAGAAAGCCGUGGAGGCGAGGAAUGAGCUGAGGAUGACCAUGGCCGAGGACGACGUGCUCUUCGACGACGUCUACGAGCUGUGCGAGAUCAUCGGCAAAGGGCCUCACAGCGUGGUGCGGAGAUGUCUGCACAGACAAACGGGCCAGCAGUUCGCCGUCAAGGUGGUGGAUGUGGCCAGGUUCACCGCCACCCCCGGCCUCAGCACAGCCGACCUGAAGAGGGAGGCGACCAUCUGCCACAUGCUGAAACACCCUCACAUCGUCGAGCUGCUUGAGACUUACAGCUCCGAGGGGAUGCUCUACAUGGUGUUUGAAUUCAUGGAUGGCUCCGACCUGUGCUUUGAAAUUGUUCGCCGGGCGAUGGCCGGUUUUGUCUACAGCGAAGCCGUUUCCAGCCACUACAUGCGGCAAAUCACAGAGGCGUUGCGCUACUGCCACGACAAUGAUAUCGUGCACCGAGACAUCAAACCGCACGCCAUCCUGCUGGCCAGCAAGGAGAACUCGGCACCUGUUAAAUUGGGCGGUUUCGGCUCUGCGGUCCAGCUGGCCGAGGGUCAGACUACAUUGCAACCGCAGCCAGGUCGCAUGGGCGCUCCGCACUUUAUGGCUCCAGAAGUUGUUCUACGACGCCCCAGUGGCAAGCCGGCUGACGUUUGGGCCCUCGGCGUGCUACUCCAUGUGCUUCUCAGCGGCGCCCUUCCUUUUGUUGGUUCCCGAGACCGGCUCGGGGACAGCAUUGUUCGGGGCCAACUGCGACUGGAAGGUGGCGAGUGGAGUGUGGUCAGUGGAGGCGCAAAGGAACUCGUGCGAGGCAUGCUGAUGACUGACCCUGCUCACCGCUUCACCAUCCACCAGGUCCUUUCUCACCCUUGGAUCAAGGAGCGUGCAAGUGGUGCUCCAAAAAUGCAUUUAUCGGGAACUGUGGAUGAGAUGAGAAGAUUUAAUGCUCGGCGUAAACUUAAAGGAGCUGUCCUGUCAGCCGUUUCCUCGUCAAAAUGGGGACUUCUGGGGGAUGAUGAACUCGCUGUGGACCAUAGGGCCACAUCAAGAGCUGUUUCAAUGGUCCUGGACUCAUUGGACGACAGUCACUGCCUGCAAGGUCGACUUGUGACCAUAAUUGACGACAUGCCACCUCAAGAGCCGGACGAACAAGACAGGGCGUUUUUAGCCUCAGUCCUAGAAGACACACAACUCCAUGCGUUGCUUGAGCUUUACGAUCGCAUCUCCAGUCGUGCGAUCAGUCCUUCAAGGGCACCACCAAGCGACUCUGUUCAGCGUUGCAGGGACCUAACAGACUGGUUGAGGGACACAUUAGUAAAUGUAGGCGUUUCGAACCAUGUCCACCACACUCCAACCAACAACAAUGUUCAGGCAGAAAUGCGCGAGCUGGCCACCAUCCUCAUGAAGCCACAUUUUAAGGCGCUGCUUCAAGCACACGACGUGGCCUCGCACGAGGUGUAUGGUGCAGGCGCGGUGCGCGUGACGCCCCCGCCCUUGCUGCCAGGUCCGUACCUGAAUGGCAGCGAGGAAGGCGGCGGCGGCGGCCUCAUGGGUGGCGUCGACAGUGGCGACGAGGGUGGCCCCGAAUGCGAGAUGGUCACCCGGGUGCGCCUCGUGCAGUUCCAGAAGAACACCGACGAGCCCAUGGGCAUCACACUGAAGCUCAGCCCUCAAGGCCAGUGCGUGGUCGCCCGCAUUAUGCACGGCGGAAUGAUACACCGCCAGGCCACCUUGCACGUGGGCGAUGAGAUCAGAGAGAUCAACGGAGUGUCGGUGGCCAACCAGUCAGUUAGUACCUUGCAAAAAAUGCUGAGAGAGGCAAGAGGCUCAGUUACUUUUAAAAUCGUGCCCUCGUAUCGCAGUGCACCGCCACCAUGUGAGGUAAAUACUCCUGCCGAGAUGCAAUACACAUUCCACUCCUUGUUCAGGAUUAAGCCUCUCCCUGUUUUAAUCUUUGUGCGCGCACAAUUCGACUACGAUCCCCUGGAGGACGACCUCAUACCAUGUGCUCAAGCCGGCAUCGCCUUCAAGACUGGCGACAUUCUGCAGAUUAUAAGUAAGGACGAUCACAACUGGUGGCAGGCCCGCAAGGACGUUGCUUCCGGCACCGCUGGCCUCAUUCCCUCGCCGGAGCUGCAAGAGUGGCGGACGGCCUGUCAGGCCAUGGAGAAGGCCAAAAAUGAACAGGACGGCAGUGCAGGAUGCACCUCUCAAAAGGAGACGUGUGAUGGCACCCCAGUGAACUGCUCUAUCUUUGGACGGAAGAAGAAGCAGUCUCGAGAUAAGUACCUGGCAAAGCACAAUGCAGUAUUUGAUCAGUUAGACCUUGUCACAUACGAGGAAGUCGUCAAACUGCCCUCUUUCCAACGCAAGACCCUUGUGCUGUUGGGCGCGCACGGGGUGGGACGCCGACACAUCAAGAACACACUUAUCGCCAAGCACCCGGACAAAUACGCCUAUCCCAUUCCUCACACAACCAGGCCGCCAAGAGCAGACGAGGAAAACGGCCGGAGCUAUUUCUUUGUGUCUCACGACGAAAUGAUGGCAGACAUUGCAGCUAAUGAGUACUUAGAAUAUGGCACACACGAGGAUGCCAUGUACGGAACUAAGUUGGAAACUAUUCGAAAGAUCCAUCAGGACGGCCUGAUGGCAAUCUUGGACGUCGAGCCUCAGGCGCUCAAAAUCCUCCGCACCGCCGAGUUUGCUCCUUAUGUUGUGUUUAUCGGCGCCCCGGCUUUCGGGGCUGUCGGAGGAGUAACAGUAAGAAAUGCCCGUUCUACUACUUCUUUAUCAUUUAAAAAUUACGACGGAAGCUUGGAGAGACUAUCGAAGGAGUCUGACCUUCUCAAAGCUGCGUACGGCCACAUGUUUGACCUGUGCCUGGUGAACAACGACAUUGACGAGACCAUCUGCGCACUUGAACGUGCCAUUGAGAAAAUCCAGUCAAGCGCGCAGUGGGUGCCAGUGAGCUGGGUCUACUGACUGUAAAUUACAAGAGAAAGAGAGAGCAGAAGAGAAUUUUCUUGCAUUUGCUUCUAGUGAUACUCUUUGUUGUCAUUCCGGUAGUGUCGGCGCCCUAGUCAUCCGCCCCGACAAUCUCCCUUUUGAUCUUGCCCGGCGGCCGCGCCUCCCCCCCCCCCCCCCCCAAUAAUGCAUGUUGUCUUUUGCGAAAAUAAUACGUGAAAAACAAAAAAACUCAUUCAUUCAUUAUGCCAAAUUUACUCGCCCUUCUUGGAUUAACAUUUUAAGGAAAAGAGGGCUUGAAGACUUUAACGCUUCGUUAAUUUUUUAUUUUUAAAAACUUUGAGAUACUUAAAACUUACAAACACCUUACAUCCUCACGAGUCUAGUUGAAGAUUUUUUAAAUAUCGCCUCUUGGAUUUGCAUGCAUUUGAGCAGCCUGGUUGCAAUCAAGUUUUUUUGUACAUCGACAUUAUUUGACACUAAUUUUAAGGUCGGUUUGAAAUGAGCUAUGUGUUCGUUUUUAUUAAUUAAUUGUUUAAAAAAAUCCUUUUUUUUCUUGUUACUGUUUUAAUUAUGUUUUUAUAUUCUAUUCAUUCUCUCGUGUUGCAAUAACCUUAUUUACAAAUAUGACGUGGGAAAUGCAUUUUGCAGCUCAAAGUAUGUAGGAAUGGUAUAUUUUUAAUUUCCUGAUUGAUAUUGACCCGAAUUUCGCAUUACAUUGUGGAAAUCUCUUAAUUGUGUUACAAAAAGUGUGACUCGUUCAAAGCAAUCAAUGAUUUACUUUCCCUUUUCAGUCACUAAUACACUUGAACAAAAAGGGUAACGUAAGGCAUUAUUAUGUGCCAAUAAGGUUUAAGUGUGGGGGAUUUUUAAACCAUGAAUGAAAAAUAAUAUUUUAGACGUUAUAAAUUUGAAUGCCAUUGGAACAUUAUCCGACGAAAAACCAAAAAUCUAGACGAAAAAUAUUCCUUUAGUACUUAGCGAAAGUGAUGUUGAACCUAAUAUGAAAAUUUUUGUAACAUAAAAAUCUGAAAAAAGAGAAUGAUGAAAUGCAAAGUAGCUGUUAGCAAUGAAGUGGAAUGAAAAUGAAUACAAGUUGAAUAUUCACUGUAUUGGCGUUUUCAGAGAUCUAUUGUAUUCUAUUUAACAUGGCAUUAAAACAAGGAGAACUGUUAAAACGUGCUUUGUUUUAUUU